Molecule: messenger RNA, 2098 nt
Organism: Onychostoma macrolepis
Lineage: Eukaryota; Metazoa; Chordata; Actinopteri; Cypriniformes; Cyprinidae
Gene: dnaaf4
Product: dynein axonemal assembly factor 4
Exons: 9
Coding region: 113-1330 (405 amino acids)
Biological process (GO): outer dynein arm assembly; inner dynein arm assembly; cilium movement
Molecular function (GO): nuclear estrogen receptor binding
Source: RefSeq, a predicted model, not a curated record
CCGACUGGUUGAAACCGGAAAUGACAGACCGCCAUCCAUCCAUCGCUCCGCCCCUUAGCAACCACCGUCACGUCGUAGCAACCAGUGUUUACGUUUCUCAGGAGAGUCAGAGAUGCCUCUGAUAGUCAGAGAUCACACAUGGACACAAAACCAGAACACAGUUUACAUCAGCGUGCCUUUAAAAGGAGUGAAAACCGCUAACGUCCAUGUCAUCUGCACGGACGAGUAUCUGAAGGUGAGUUUCCCCCCGUUUCUGUUCGAAGUUUUCUUAUUUGGGCCAAUAAAUGAGGAGAAAAGUGAAGCCAAGAUUGGAAACGGUGUUGCAGUUUUCACCCUGCAGAAGAAGAGAGAUGAAUCAUGGGAGCAGCUCUUCACAAAUAUCGAUAAAGACAAACAGAAGCAGAUUCGAGAACAAGCAAUUCUCAAAGUUCAGGAGAAAGAAGCAGAAAAAUCUAAAGCCAAAGCUGCCAGAGUUCAACAAGAGAAGAAAUAUGCGCUGCAAACCAUGAUGAAGCUUGAGAACGAGGAGCGGGACAGGAUUCAGAAGAUGAAGGAUGAAGAGUGUGCGAGAGCUACGGCAGAACUGGGUUUCUGGAGAGAAACGCAGAGAAAAGCAGCAGAAGAAAAUGAAAACCAGCACAACAAUCAAACGGUUUAUCAGAAAACAGAGCGUGCAAACGCUCCACCUGCAGUCACACUGAUGCAUAAUACUGGCAACACUACGUCUGGUCAGAGAAGCAAAAAACAGAAACCAAAAGAUCUGCCUGCUCCCAGAUCAGCUGGCUGCAUUCAGAUCAGCUUCACUCCACGAGUGUUUCCCACCGCGCUGAGAGAGUCUCGUGUCCCGGAGGAGGAAGAGUGGUUGAAGAAGCAGGCGGAGGCCAGGAGAGCAGUGGACACAGAUCUGGCAGAACUGGACGACCUGAGAGAGGAAGAGAGAAACCCAGACUGGCUGAAAGAGAAGGGCGAUAAAUUGUUCACGGCAGGAAACUACCAGGCUGCCGUCAACGCUUAUAAUCUCGCCAUAAAACUCAACAGGAAGAUUCCGGCUUUAUUUUCUAACCGAGCAGCCUGUCAUCUCAAACUGAGAAAUCUUCACAAAGCCAUUGAGGACAGCUCUCAGGCCCUUGAGUUACUGAAGCCUGCGGUCACUGCAAACGCUCCGGCUCGACUGAAGGCUCACGUGAGGCGCGGAACAGCAUUCUGUGAGCUUGAGCUUUAUGUAGAAGGUCUUCACGACUAUCAGGCGGCUCUAGAAAUCGACCCAAACAACGCAGCCCUGCGAGCUGAUGCAGACAAGAUUCGUGAGAUCAUACAAGGCACGACAUGACCAUCUAAGCUCCUAAAAAGCUAGGAUCACGAUUACACCUGUAAAUGAUGCAUUAAUAUACACGAGCACGCAUGAACAUGUUUGUUUUUAACAGUGGUUUCUAAUAUGAAACACACAAAAUGUUAUGAUCGUACUCUUUUUAACAGUAUUCAUCUUCUCAAUAAAACAACAUUCAUCUUUUCGAAUGGUACUGGAUGUACAUCAAUUGCCUUAUAUAAUUGCAGAUAAAAACAAAACGAGUCCUUGAUCUUGAGUUAAUGAUAGAACACAAUGAUUAACUAUAAAUGAUUACCUGAUAGAUAUAGUAAUAAGAAUAAUACAAGGAAAAGUCAUGUUAUAAAAACAAGCAUCCCAGCUAACAGGAAAUGUUUGGUUAACGUUCUGGCAAGGUUCUCUCAAAAGUUAUGAACAAAUGUUUUUUCAUUAACAUUAUCAUUAAUAUUGUAGUCUACAACGCUUUUGGGCUGCCAUCCUCGUUAUAUAUCAGUCCAGUAAUCCAGUUUAUAAAGUCCUUGUCACUGCCGUCUAGAUCCUCAGGUUCAGAAGACGCCCGAUGUAGCAUCUUCCAAUCACCCCACUCCAUUCUUCUUGCUCUUGAAAUCACCACCAAAAUUGCCUUUCUACAAACACCACGGAACUCCCCGGUUGGAGGAACAUGUGUGUCACGGUUGAAUCCAUAAUCAUUCCAUCUACGACGGCUUAAAUAGAAAGCAACAUGUCUCAGAGUCAAUGUUAUUGGUUCACUUUCAAGAAACAGCUUAUAUGCAU